Molecule: messenger RNA, 531 nt
Organism: Zasmidium cellare ATCC 36951
Lineage: Eukaryota; Fungi; Ascomycota; Dothideomycetes; Mycosphaerellales; Mycosphaerellaceae
Exons: 1
Coding region: 1-531 (176 amino acids)
Source: RefSeq, a predicted model, not a curated record
AUGACUUCCGAGGUCCCAGCUGCCCCCGAACUGGACAACACAAUCCUCUUCCAUCAACUCGAUAGCUACCCCUGGGACGAAGACCAAGAAUUCCAAGGCGGUUUGCGCGCGAUUCUAGGCUCCGUCUCAGACCCCGAACAAGUCUCGCACUUGACUUUGCGCGCCAAGUGCUACUACUACGCACGCAAAGCCGGGACGACUGUGGACUUCGACGGAUAUAAACAGUGGGUGGAACAACAGCGCGGCAAUGGGCAGGCGAACGAGACGAGCAACGAAGCGAACGAUACGAACAACGACGUUCCAGCGCAAACGAAUGCGACAUCAUCAGGAGCCAUGGGAGGAGACGCACCCAAGCCUGCAAGCUUCGCUGAGAUUGUGGAGUUGAUCGCGGAGGGGAAACCGAUACCGGGCAUCAAGGACAUUCCUGAUACGAUACUCGAAGGGCAGGCUUCGGAGAAUCAGGCGGAGAAGAGGAAGAAGCCGUGGGAGAAGGAGAGUGGUGCUGUAGAGAGUCCGAGUUGGAUGACUUGA